ACGGAAGAAUUUAAUGCUGUUUCUCAAGAUCUCCUUGAAGCUUGCGCUGGUCCCGUACAUUCUUCUCUAUCCAGCCAGCUUUCCAAUUUAACCGUUAUUGUAACUGGGCUGGUCCAGCGGGCGCAGCUCGCUCGUGAUGAACUAGAGGCCAGUUGUCGUCUCGUCGAGGAUCUACAUUGUGAAUUAGGUGACACAAUUCACUUUCUCACACAAAGUGAGCGGGAGCUGAGUCUGGCCCAGCCGGUCAGUCGGCUUGUGUCGCGUGUUGUCCAGCAGGUAGCGGCACACGCCCAACUCCGUCGCAACAUCACCGCCUACCGAACCAAUUUGGUACGCCUAGACGCCGCAGGUGCCCAUGUCCGCCUAGGCGCCCAGAAGAAAGAUGUCGUUCUAGUACGCAAUCUAUUAACAAGUGUUCAUACACGUUGGGAAAAACUGGUUGCCCGAAGUGCUGAGCGGACCCGGCAGCUUGACAUCGGCUACAAGGUUCUUUCUGGCAAAUUUAUCACAUUUUUUAACUAUGGCUUUGCCUUUUUUUAUUCACUCAGAGAUUGCAUGCUUGCUGUCCUAAUUCUUACCACCAUCCUACUUUUACUUCUAUUCUUAUUCCUGCUUCGUUUCCAUCCAUUUAAAACAGCGAGCUAA
Protopolystoma xenopodis is the source of this 645-nucleotide messenger RNA. The record is from the annotation of a GenBank genome assembly. Lineage: Eukaryota; Metazoa; Platyhelminthes; Monogenea; Polystomatidea; Polystomatidae.